GCCUGAAGCCAGAGAGUAGGAGAGACCAGCAGCGGUCACAUAGACUGUAUCCACCAAUGGGCCAUAGUCCAAACUAGUCCACAUCAAGCCAUCCGCACCUUCAACCCGCACCAGGUGCCUGCAUCAACGUCCUAUCACCAAGGUUACCAUUUUCCAUCUUUGAGCGGUGUUUCAUCUAAGGUCGGAGAAAAUGGCAGCUAUUCCAUCAGGCGGUUCUCUCAUUGCCACUCAUGACUACUACAGAAGACGACUGGGGUCUAAUUCCAGUAGCAGCUCAUGUGGCAGUGCGGAGUACAUAGGAGAGGUCAUUCCACACCAUCCAGGUCUCCCCAGGCAGGACUCUGGACACUGGUGGACUUCUUUUUUCUUUGCAAAACCUGGCAUGCAGAACGGAUCUGAAUCUCAAAAAAAUGGAUCCUACACAGUGGCCAAUGGUCAGGUGACAUGCAUAGCCAAAGAAAUGGUUUUGAAGAGACAAGUUAGUGAGACCAGCGACAGUGGAAAGUUCGAACCUUCGCCUCUCACUCCUCCUUCCUCCUAGAACUUAUGACAUUAUGACCUCCAACCCUACGACCUUUGCACCCUGGAGUUCACCAGCACCUCAUAGUCCAGUUCCCAAGCUGGAGAUGAGGAUCGUGGUGAAAAUGACGUGGAGUAAAUAGUUAGCUCUUUCUUUAACUUCUGUGUAUAGUGUUUUUAAAAUGACCAAAAUGUGUAAAAAUAGUAUGUAAAAUAUUUUUUCAUAGACAAUACCUCUAAAUAAAACAUAAAGAAACUA
Messenger RNA from Boleophthalmus pectinirostris (great blue-spotted mudskipper), 778 nucleotides. It is a transcript of the gene ppdpfa, whose product is annotated as pancreatic progenitor cell differentiation and proliferation factor a. Bases 191 to 541 code for a protein of 116 amino acids. The transcript is spliced from 5 exons. The record is from RefSeq and is a predicted model, not a curated record. Gene Ontology annotation, biological process: cell differentiation; multicellular organism development. NCBI's taxonomy places the organism in Eukaryota, Metazoa, Chordata, Actinopteri, Gobiiformes, Gobiidae.